Messenger RNA from Pollicipes pollicipes, 595 nucleotides. RefSeq names its product eukaryotic translation initiation factor 2D-like. The coding region runs from base 1 to 465 and encodes 154 amino acids. The transcript has 4 exons. Gene Ontology annotation, biological process: translational initiation; formation of translation preinitiation complex. NCBI's taxonomy places the organism in Eukaryota, Metazoa, Arthropoda, Thecostraca, Pollicipedomorpha, Pollicipedidae. The record is from RefSeq and is a predicted model, not a curated record. Gene Ontology annotation, molecular function: translation initiation factor activity.
AUGGCGCAAUGCUGCCAGGUGCGGCUGGACCCGGUGCUGGCGUCGAGCCUGACGGGCCGAGCCGACGGCGCCCUGGCGGCGCUGCGCUGGGACGAGCUGCACCAGCGCUGCCUGCAGCGCAUGUCUCCCGGCCACCUGGUGCUGUUCCGCGGCGAGCCGCCGCUGGUCAAGAAGGGCGCCGUGCCCAGCGUCGAGCUCAACACCGCCACACGCUCCGGCAACAAGAAGAUCACCAUGGUGCUGAACCUGCCCGCGUUCGGGAUCGACCCGGCCGAGUUCGCGCACCGCUGCCAGGUGGGCGUGGCGGCCAGUACCAGCGUCGGCGAGGCGCCCAACCGGCCGCCCGGCACCAGCCAGGUCAUGGUGCAGGGCAACCAGAUCCGCUUCAUCGGCAAACUGCUGCAGGAAGACUACAAGGUUCCCAAGAAGUACAUCAAAGGCCUGGAGAAGGCUCCGAAGAAGUGAUGGUUAUUUUUUGGUGUUGUCUUUGUGAUAUCGUGUUCAUCUUGAACCGUGUGUUGCUGACACUUUGUUUUUGAUAACAGAGACAUGACGGUGUGGGACAAGAAAUAAUAUGUCAUCGAUUUCCGUGAAA